Perkinsus marinus ATCC 50983 is the source of this 657-nucleotide messenger RNA. RefSeq lists its product as hypothetical. The record is from RefSeq and is a predicted model, not a curated record. NCBI's taxonomy places the organism in Eukaryota, Perkinsozoa, Perkinsida, Perkinsidae. The transcript has 6 exons. Bases 1 to 525 code for a protein of 174 amino acids.
AUGGCUCUUCGUGGAGCUACUCUACUUCGUCGAUCCAGGUACUUGCUGGAACAGGUCCCCGAUGUCUUUGCCACAUUUGGGUGGGAGAGGCGCUUGACUGUUAUCCAUCAUCCUGGAGUAAUGGCCAUCUCUAAACUUUUGGACCAGAGGACUGUCGUUAGGCCCAGGGCUACCUUCAAUCAGGAGCUCGUUGAGGAGAUAGGCGACUACGAUGAGGACCUGCAGAGGAAGGCGCAAGUCGCUCUGGACAACGGGUUGGCUAUCGAAUGGCGCGUGCUCGAUUUCAUCGAUGAUGAGCUUCCUCGUCUCCUAGCCGAAAAGCGUGAGAUAGAGAAAGCCAGAGAGCAGGUCAUGAAUAAGGCCCCUGGAGACUACACCCAACCAGUCUUCGACUCUUCUGUGGUCGUACCAACGCCAGCUAAUCUCGGCCGUAACUAUCCUACUCUCAAUGUCCCUGAUGGAGAUCCGACUGAGACCGCCCCUUUGAACGUUGGAGAGGAGCGUAAACCUGAGGUUGCAGCAUGAGAAGGCCAAGCUUUUUUAACAUUUGAUAUCGCAUUCGUACAGGCUGGGCCUAUAAGGCUCGGCCAUUACACUAUGGAGUUCUGGAAGAGACUUGAAAUGUGAUGAUGGUGGAACUCCUACAUUAUCCGUAGA